AACGACGUAUGGUGGCGGUAACCGGUGGUAACAGCAGGCAUCACCAAGGAGACGGGAGCUGUGGUACAAGCUAGCUAGUCACACAUAGCUAGAGGCUAGUCUAUGCUAGCCGUUAAACUCGGAAGAAGACUUUAGCGGGCUUCUCGGUGGUGCAUGUUUUUGUGUGAGUAGACAUUUGUGUCAUGGCAGAGCUGCAUAUUAUAGGCCAGAUCAUUGGGGCCGGUGGUUUCCCGCAGAAUAGUCUUUUUUGCAAAUGGGGAGUUCAUACAGGGGGAGCAUGGCGUCUUCUGUCUGGGUUGAAGGAGGGUCAGACCCAAGUGGAUAUCCCCCAAACAGGAGACAUGGCGUACUGGAGUCACCCAAUAGAUCUCCACUACGCGACUAAGGGAAUUCAAGGCUGGCCAAAGCUUCACUUCCAAGUGUGGCACCAGGACUCUUUUGGGCGUUGUCAGUUGUACGGUUACGGAUACUGCCAUGUCCCUUCCAGCCCCGGACAUCACCGGAUAAGCUGUGUGACUUGGAGGCCGCUCGGUUCAUGGCAAGAGCAAUUAGCACAAAUGUUUGUCGGCGGUGGACCCCAACUCCGUAGCCCGGACCUUAUAUACAACGGAGCGGACAGAUACAGACUGCACACCGAAGCCAUGGGAACUGUGGAGCUGGAGCUCGGCAUCAUCAUGAGACACUUUGACAAGUAUGGCGUCGAAAGUUAACGCGCUGAAAUAUAAAGACUUGAGGAACUUGUGAUGGAUUUUAUGUUGUGCAGGCGGAGGUCUUAACUUUACAAGUUUUUAGUGAAGUUUUGUACUCUUUUCUACAUUGUGUUUGUGCUUUUAUAUACUUGCGAGCGCUAGAUGUGUAAAUAAAGAAAAUAUUGUCUUAACGAAGUU
Etheostoma spectabile (orangethroat darter) is the source of this 887-nucleotide messenger RNA. RefSeq names its product B9 domain containing 2 (gene b9d2). The record is from RefSeq and is a predicted model, not a curated record. Bases 183 to 710 code for a protein of 175 amino acids. Gene Ontology annotation, cellular component: MKS complex. Gene Ontology annotation, biological process: cilium assembly. NCBI's taxonomy places the organism in Eukaryota, Metazoa, Chordata, Actinopteri, Perciformes, Percidae. The transcript has a single exon.